Messenger RNA from Aspergillus chevalieri, 882 nucleotides. RefSeq lists its product as uncharacterized. The record is from RefSeq and is a predicted model, not a curated record. Bases 1 to 882 code for a protein of 293 amino acids. The transcript has 5 exons. Gene Ontology annotation, biological process: mitochondrial citrate transmembrane transport. NCBI's taxonomy places the organism in Eukaryota, Fungi, Ascomycota, Eurotiomycetes, Eurotiales, Aspergillaceae.
AUGGGAACCACAAUCGUCCCGGCUAAAGAAAAGCAAUCCAUGUGGGUCUCUUUGGUUGCCGGAGGAGUUGCUGGCGGCGUAGAAGCAGCAGUGACUUAUCCAUUCGAAUAUGCCAAAACCCGCGUUCAACUGCUACAGACCAGCACAGUUGCGACUCCAUCAAACCCUCUCCGACUGAUAUUGCAUGUCGCUAAACAGGAGGGAAUCGGUUAUUUAUAUACCGGAUGUUCCACGCUUAUCCUCGGUACCACCGCCAAAGCGGCAGUUCGGUUCGUCUCUUACGAUACCAUUAAGAACACUUUAGCGGAUGAGUCUGGGGCGCUGUCUCCGGGACGCGGCAUUCUAGCAGGUGUCGUCGCUGGUGGCAUGGAAAGCGUGUUGGCAGUGACUCCGACGGAAAGGAUCAAAACGGCAUUAAUCGAUGAUGCAAAAAAUGCCAGACAGUUCAGGUCCAGCAUGCACGCUGGACAGGUGUUAGUCCGAACGCACGGAGUCAGCGAACUGUACCGCGGCCUUGUUUCCACCACACUCAAGCAAUCAGCCACUUCCGCAGUGCGAAUGGGCACCUACAAUAUCCUCAAAGAAGUGGUCAGAGCUCGGGAAAUCAAACCGAGUGUCUUGACUACCUUUGGAAUGGGGGCCCUAGCGGGUGUCGUUACCGUAUAUGCGACACAGCCGCUUGACUCGAUUAAAACUCGGGCACAGUCUGCCCAGGGUGCAAGUUUCGCAGAGGCAGUCUGGAGCGUGGUCCGUGAUCACGGAUUGCGAGGGUUCUGGAAAGGCAGCACUAUGCGAUUAGGGAGGCUGCUGCUAAGUGGUGGCAUUGUGUUUUCAGUUUAUGAGGAAAUGGCAUCUAUUCUAUGCGCUUUGGGUAGUCGAUAG